UUCCAAAGACCACAAAAAAUCAACGUGCGAAAGACGCAAUUUCCUAUUUUCGAGGGGAUUUUCACUCUUUUGAGAGUUUUGUCUUACUAGAAACACUUAAAAUGCAGGACGUUGUAGCUCCCGUACAAUACAUACAGUUUGACAUAUGUGCAUCUUUAGAGAUGCAGCUUGGUGCUCUUCCUCUACCAUUUCCAGGGAUGGACAAAUCUGGAGCAGCUAUCUGUACAUACUAUUUAAGUAAUGUUUGUAGUAAAGGUGCUGCUUGUCCAUUCCGUCAUGUUAAAGGUGACAGAACAGUUGUAUGUAAACAUUGGUUACGAGGUCUAUGUAAAAAAGGAGACGAUUGUGAAUUUCUCCAUGAGUAUGAUAUGACAAAGAUGCCUGAAUGCUACUUCUUCUCAAAAUUUGGUGAAUGUAACAACAAAGAAUGUCCAUUUUUACACAUCGACCCGUCAUCAAAGUUAAAAGAUUGUGCUUGGUAUGACAGAGGAUUUUGUAGACAUGGUCCUAAUUGUAAGAACAGACAUGUGAGAAGAGUUAUCUGUCAGUGUUAUUUAAAUGGUUUCUGUUUGGAGGGUCCAAAAUGUAAAUUUAUGCACCCUAAAUUUGAAUUGCCAGUUUAUGAGAGCAAAGAAAUGACAAAGAAACCAAUGAUCACAUGUCACUUUUGUGGAGAGACAGGUCACAAAGCCAAUAGUUGUUUUAAAGUGCAACAGGGACAUAUCCCAACAGGAAUUCAAGAUGGAAAUAAAAUAGAAAUUCAGGCACAGGAUAUGAAAACACAAUUACAGGCAUCACAACAGAAUAUGACUAGUUCAAUAAAACCAAUGCCAGAUUACAGAAACCCAAUGAGACCUUUAGAUCAAGUUACAUGUUUCAAGUGUGGAGAAAAAGGACAUUAUGCCAACAAGUGUAAUAAAAGCCAUCUUGCAUUCCUUAGUUCGGGAGGACAUUGAUAAUGUCACUUUAUUGUUAAUUGUUAUAAUGGACUACGUUACAGAGAUAUAAAAUAAAAGUACAUGCUAGAUAUACUUUUCUUGAAUAGAAUAUUUAAGAUGGUACUGGAAAAAUUAGUGUCGAAAUGAGAUAUUUUCCUAAUGACAUGUGGUACUGAACAUGCAAUGUAAAAAAACUUUGAUGUGCAUCUGUUAUCAGAUAUUUAAGCAUAUGUUCUCAUUGUUUAGAUGAAAUAAAAUUUGUAAUUUUGAAAUAGA
Mytilus californianus (California mussel) is the source of this 1214-nucleotide messenger RNA. Its product is annotated as cleavage and polyadenylation specificity factor subunit 4-like. The coding region runs from base 102 to 956 and encodes 284 amino acids. Lineage: Eukaryota; Metazoa; Mollusca; Bivalvia; Mytilida; Mytilidae. The transcript is spliced from 7 exons. Gene Ontology annotation, molecular function: RNA binding; zinc ion binding. The record is from RefSeq and is a predicted model, not a curated record.